UUUAAAAUUCUUGUAUACCCUCCUCUAUUUUUUUGGGUAUUGCACCAAGUUAGGAAUAAGCACAAAGUGACUCAAAUCUAACGGUGUAAACCAAUACCAGAAAUUUUAUCCUAAACUUUUGUACUAGCAAUUGAUUAGAAAUCAGUCAGAAUCUAUCAGAUUUCCUAUAAAAAGUAAGUAAAUAAUUUUUAUACAAGUGACUUCUGGUCCAGGCAUUUUAAACUCUAAAAUUUUUAAAAAAAUCUGGAAACUGCAGCUUUUACCACACAGAGUUUCUAGACAAUUUAAAAUUCUAUUGAUAUUUUUCCUUGACAAUUGGAUAAGUUGCAUUUUCUCUUUAGAACCUAAAAAAUUAACACUCUCUGUUAAUUGUGUACGUCAUUAUCAGAAAAACUAAUCUCUUCACUUUUUAAUUGUAUCAAUUUAUUUGAGGAGACAACUAACUAGCAGAAAUAGAAAAUGUUUUACAAAAAUAAAAAUUAUUUACAAAGUAUGAGUGGGAAGCUGCAAAAAUCAAAUUGUUUCAAGAAUCCUGAAAGUCUAAUUUCUGAUUUUGAUUCAUGUGGAGAGAGUUUUAUAACGGACAAAAAAAAAUGAAUGACAGAAUUCUCAUCAAAAUAAGGAACAUUUCACAAAAAGCCUAGAAACUGCGUGUCCCAUCUAAUGUAAGAAAAAUUAAAUCAUAUAUAACACGUAUUAAGUAUAUUAUGAAUUUUUCAAUAGUUAAGUAUUGUUUUAAAUUUAUCACUCAGAGCCCGUCAAUACAAAAUUGAAUUGUUUACGAGCGUCAUGAUUAUGAUUUUAGUGCAGGAUUUUUUCUACUACACAUUUCUCACACAAAAAUCUUCGUUUAUUUCAGUUUCUAAAGAAAUUUUUUGUGAAUGAUUUUCUUAUCCUGAUGAGAUGAAUUCAUUUUUUCCCUGACUAUAAAACUCUGAAACAAUUAAAUUGAAAUCUGUUCACACCAUUAAUUUGUUCAUGAUUUUUGAAAGAAUUCGUGAUAGCUUGAUGUGAAAAAUAUUAAAAUUCUGUUGCGCUAUUCUGUACUUACCUACUAUUCUCUUUUAUGUUAAAUUAAUGUUGUGUCAAAGCUAUUUUAGAUGUUUAGCUUACUAUAUUGUAUUAGGUAAAGGUAAGAUCCCCAUCUCCUUUUUGUAGGCUUACUUUAAUCAUUGAUUUUUCUCGUAUACUAACUUUACUUAAGUGUUAGUUACUUUUUUAUAAAUGUUGUUAUACCUACCUACUAUUAUAUAAAUAGCACUUUUAAGCAUUUUUUCACCACUUCUGCCAUGAAUCUAUUUGUCUGUUUAUAUGAUAAGAUGGAUAGUAAGUGGUAAUGGGUAUUUCAAAAAACUAUGAAUUUUUUGGGAUGCCCCUUAAAUUAAAUAAGUGUAUAAAAAAGACGGUAGAUAGUAACCUGAUAAACAAUACUCGAGAGCAGAAAUCUUCGUUUUUAAUUUUUAAGAUUUAUAUAAGUGUAAAUUUUCAAAUUAGGCUUAUAUUUUUUCAAUGUUACCACCACAGAAACUGUGGAAAUCUCUUAAAUGAAUGCGAUAUAUCCCUAGUCAAGGCACAUUUUUGUAUAUAAUUAAUUAAAUGAACAAAAAAAAAAGAUAUUUUAUUUACACUAUUUACAAAGAAAAAUAUUAUAUUUGUAUAUUUUACUAAUAAUUAUUAUUGUAAAAUUAACCUGUCGCAAAGUUACCUAGAUUUAUUUUUUGUGUUGUUAUAUUAUUUUUGUUUAUUGUUAUAUUUUUGUUUCCUAAUUUUCGAUACUUUUGCCAUGAAAACAAAACCUUAGGUGCCAUUGUCUCGCCCCAUAUCUGAUGAUUUAAUUAUUGCUAAAAUUGUACAGGCGAAAAAAAAAAAUCUAUUGUAGUUUAUAUUUGAUCAAAAGAAAAAUAAUUUGUAUGUAUACUCAUAUCAGCGAACUGCCUUGAACGAUGAAACGGAUGGACUGAGCAGAUAGUUACCUGAACGGAGAAGAUUCUAUUAAUUAUAAUAUUAUCUUAGUAGGACGAUUUUCCAUUUUUGAAACGUCCUGAGCUUUUGUAGUAAAUUUCGCACUCCUUACUUUACAUUUUUCAACCGUCCGAUUAUAAUAAUUUUGUUACCAGAGUUUAUUUGAAAUUUAUUAAAUUGGAUAAAUCUAUUUUAUUUUUACCUUGAACACAUAUUAAUUAUUGUCUAUUGCAACUUCGUAAAUGAAAUGAAAUUAUUGCCCUGCACAAGAAAAUGAUAUUUCUCGAAUAGUUUCCAAUCAAGUUGAAACAAACCUAGUAUACAGGGUGCUCCAUACCGAGCCGGCUAACCAAAACGAUCCAUAUGAAACACUAAAAAAACAUUUUUCAUUGGUGGUAAUUAUAUCUUGCUGCCAAAAUGUUUGUGUUCAAAAAACACUCGAAAUGAUAAUACAUAAAUUACACUCAUUAGGACAAACCUACCCCACUUUUUUAAGGUUUAUUUAACAUCAAUGAUCAAUGUGUUCGUUUCUAAGCAUUCAUAGUAUUUCUUAGAGUAGAAACAGUUUUUUUUUUGAAACUAUUUCGUCUAGAAAUCACAAAAAAUAAUGGGGCGGACUAUUUUCUGUUCAACCUAAUGUGCAAGACCUACAAACUAAGCUCUAUAACCAUGUGAGAAUGGCAUAGCAAAAUGGUCUAAGCCUCAGGUAAGUUUAUGCUGAAUUCUCGAAUCAGAUUGUUGUAAAAAUUUAUCAAAUAACCCCCCUGGGUGAUGAAAAGAUACCUACUGCUGAGAAUGUUAAUAAUGUAACAUUGGCUAGUUUUUCAUCUCUGAUGCUUUUGUGUGGAUCAUUUUGAAAGUCUACUUGGUAUAUUUUUUCUCUACAUUUUUGCAUUUUAGUCAAUGAUGCAUUUUAUAAAAUUUCAGAUUAGCCUUUGAGUGGUAGCACCCUGUAUUAUACACUCUGUACAGGGUGUUCCAACGAAAACUGAAAAAGGGGUUAUUUUAGACUUUUUCUGUAUUUUCUAAAAAAUUCAAAAUAGCCAUCUUCUGCAGAAUUCAGUCAAAGAAACAUUUGAAGCAAACACAAAAGACUUACGCCAUGGUGGAAGUGUUUUCUAAAUGAAACAUCCUGUUAUUUAUUUUUGGAAAAAUUGCAUCUAUAGUCGAUAGUUUUUCUUAUUGUUUCAAUAUUUAAUCCUCAUUAAACUGUUAAACUCAAAAGGUUUGUCAUAGGUAAUACAGGUAUAAUCACCUUCAGUUUACGUCAAAAGAAAUUAGACAUAUUUUAUAAUUUGCCGUCAUGAAAAACGCGUUAGAAGGGAGUAAAAUCUUCUUGCUUCUCUUGCCUGUCAAUGGCUUUUGUAAUACAAAGUAUCAAUCUGUAAUCUCUCUUCUGAUGAAUAUAUGCCUUGGCCAUGUGAUUUAUUUCAAAAAUCACAACACAAAAACCCGGUUUUCUCUAAUGCAAAUUUCGACGAGCUACUACUAGAACUACACUGUACAACUUUUUAACAGAACAGAUAUUUAGAGAAUUAUGGUAACACAUCAACAUAAAAAUAAUAAUAAAUAGGUGCUCGUAGGACUAACUGAAGUUUCUCUAAUCCUUUAGCCACCGUUUUACUGGGAAUUAGCAAUUCAUCCAAAUAAAUGAAAGCUAUAUUGUCCUUCAACUUUUCGAGAGCCUUAUCAAUUGCUUUCUGGAAGCAUGCAGGCGAGUUUACGAAUCCAAAUGACAUCCUCGUGUAUUCAUAAUAUCCAUCUGGAGUUAUGAACGCAAGACUUUUUUUCCACCAGACCCUGCCUUCAUAUCCAUUGUAGAUACUAUAAUAUUUAGUUCAAAGGUUUUGUGAUACAAUAAUUGAAUUCUGCAAGAAAAAAAUACCUACAUAAGACGACAAUUUUGGAUUUUCUCCAACAUACAGGGGAAAUCAAAAAUUAGCCUCUGUUCAGUCCUUGUUGGAACACUUUGCACAGUGAAAGUUUAACUGUCAGGCUUCUGCUACAAGGAAACACUUAAUUGUGUUUAAUCAAUCCAGAAAUGUAAGAUUUUAUCUGCCAAAAAACAUUAAGCUUUUUAUUUUAGAAAACUUUUCAAUUGCCCUGCAUCAAGGUAAUACCUACGUGAUACCACAUCACAACGGUCAAAAAUUUUAGACCACAUUUGAACGUUUUGUGUUUUGCCUAAUCCUGAUAUUUUAUCUAAAUUUUUGACUUUGACCUCAUACCUAUGCAUUAAAAUUUUUGAUUUUUUACAUGUUAUUUGUAUCAAGAAGAUUGUCCAUUAAGGAAAGAAGUUACCUACCUUAUAUUUUAUUUUUGGCAGAUAUUACUUUCUGUGCUAUAUUCCAUAAAGGUAUUUUUACUUUAACCCUUUUGUUCACCUAUCUUUUAGAUUUGAAAAUUGAUAUUUAUAUUGUUAUCAACUUACUGAAUAAUAUACCUAUAUCCUAUUCACAAUCCGUAAAUCUGUUUUUACUAGAACGGCAAAAUCGUGACCGAAAGGGUUAUAAUUCAAGCACAAACGACGAAAUAAUAUGUUCAAAUUUUGUUGCCAUACGGUGCCAGUUUUAUUACUAAAAUAAUUAUUACUUAUUACCCAAAAAGACAUACUUUUUUAAAUUUAAAUUUUAUAUGUCGCCUAGCGUAGUUACCAAAAGGAUUUUCUUGGGUUUCUAUUGAUCCCUGGAAAUUCACUAUACCCCUCCACCAACACUUGAAAUAUUUCAGCUUGCCCGCUGUCAUAUUUCAUUUUUUUUUUUUAGAUUGUAGUUGUUUUUAGGAUCUUUUUUAUAUAUGUAUGUUAUACAAUAAUAUUUUUUUGAUAAUAAUUGUAAUAUGUACCUAUUAAAUGUACUUCAUUAUUAUUUUUGACAAGAUUCCUCUUUCAUUUUAUUAUUUGUCGCUUUUAUGUUUAGUAUUAUGAGAUUAUAUAUUAUAUUGUAACACUUUUGAUUUUGAUUUAAAUAUAUUAUAUUUAAAAGUG
Molecule: messenger RNA, 4948 nt
Organism: Ceutorhynchus assimilis (cabbage seed weevil)
Lineage: Eukaryota; Metazoa; Arthropoda; Insecta; Coleoptera; Curculionidae
Source: the annotation of a GenBank genome assembly